This is a messenger RNA of Spodoptera littoralis (African cotton leafworm), 792 nucleotides long. NCBI's taxonomy places the organism in Eukaryota, Metazoa, Arthropoda, Insecta, Lepidoptera, Noctuidae. The record is from the annotation of a GenBank genome assembly.
AUGAAAGGAAUAAUUAUAUUAUUGGUCAUCGUGUACGCGGCCGUGGGGCGGGCCCAAUUGGAAGAAUGCCCGAAAGAACAGGAAUCAAACUGGGAUAUUGAAUGGCUGCUGAGACACGACGAUUGUGAAAAAUUUUAUAAAUGUACCUUUGGUAAGCCUGUUGAAAUGAGUUGCCCGCCUGGUCUUUGGUUCAACCUGGAUACAUGGCGUUGUGACUGGCCACAAAACGUAGAUUGUGAGGACCGUAAUAUUCCUGGGGACCCAACAACGAGUUCGACAACAACUACUACGACAACACCAUCAACCACCACGUCUACUACAACUACUACAACGACUACGACACCACCUCCAACCACCACGUCUACUACAACGACUACAACACCACCUCCAACCACCACGUCUACUACAACGACUACAACACCACCUCCAACCACCACGUCUACUACAACUACUACAACACCACCUCCAACCACCACGUCUACUACAACUACUACAACGACUACGACACCACCUCCAACCACCCCGUCUACUACAACGACGACCACCACCAUGCCAACACCUGUUGAUUUCUUACCCAAUGGAUGCCCUGUGAACCCUCUAAUCCACUGGCUGCUGCCUCACCCAACGGAUUGUAACGCCUUCUACUACUGCGUUUGGGGAGAUUUGGUGUUGAGACACUGCCCCGCCAAUUUACAUUUCAACAGAACGAUUCAGGUUUGUGACUGGCCUUGGGCCGCCGGAUGCCCAGCCUCGUUCAACAAACACUUGUCAUCCAGACAGUUACUGAGAUAA